GAAAUAAGAUAAAAUUCACAGUCGGAUAAAAUCAGGCAUCUAAAAAUGGUAGAUUCGGACCAUUUUUGUAGGUUAGGUCGAUUUACCCGAAACACUCAACUUUUUUUUUUAGGCCUAGUUUUAAUAAGUUAAAUACGGCUAAAGAAGAUUUGUUUUGAAUAAUUCAGUAGAGUAUGUAUGAACAUUGCUUUAAAGCUUAAUAUAUGUGCCAGAGGAUUGUCUAAAUUUAGAAGAAGAGGCUUUCCAGAGGUUCAGUAUGCAAUGUUGACACGUGUUAGUAAACCGCAUAAAAAAUGAACUGACAAAACAAUGUAAUGGAUGGUACAUCACAAAUGACAUUCCUGUCCCCUUUCUGUUAAAAAACUUGCUUUUUUAUGGGCUCAUAUUCACAGUUUGUUGGUUCUGUUCAUUGAUUUAGGGGGAGGGGGUUGUAUUAUAAUGUUUUUUAUGUUUAUAGUUAAUGCAACACUCACUGCUUUAAAUUGGCCACAUGUGGGUUUCUAACCUUAAUUGAAAAAUCACUAUUGAUUUUUUUCUUAUUCUGGAUUGAGAGGGAAAAUGCCAUUAUGAAUGUAAACAGAUAUUUCUUACCUUGUACAAAACCCUUUGAGGUUUAAAAUGGUUACAGUAGUGCAUUGAUUUAUGAAUUUUUAGAUAGUCUGUGUAGAACUCUCUUUGCCUCUGUGAUGAAUGUAGGAUGGUUUAUAUGAAAGAUUUAUUGACACAGUUGAGAGUCGGUGGUCUCUGAUCAAUUUCUGAGUAUUCUAGUGUGAAAAAUUCUACUACAGCACUAUAAUGUUGAUACAGCAUCACAUUUUACGAGUGAAUGUGUUUGAACAAGAAAGAUAUCGAACACAGCAAUGAGAGGUUUCUCUGGGAUGUAAUAUAAAGAGGAAUGGUAAUUUGCUAUUGCCAGGCGUGGAUUUUUUUCCUGAUCAAUGAAAAUUGUGCUACAUUUAAAGAGGACAGAAAGAGGACUCCCUGCUGGAACAUGUGAAAAUUUCAAUCCCAAUACACAUUGCCUCUUAGACUUGAGCUUGUAAUGUAUCUAUUGUCAAGUAAUGAAAGAUCACUGUGGGUACUAAUUACUUUUAGGUAAAGCCUUGGUUGGUCAUUAUCGAGAAAAGUAAUUUCACCUGAGUUUUCACCUGGUUUCGUACUCAGCAGACUACUCAGGUUAGAGUUGUGUAAGGGAAAAAAGGGGAAAUCGAUUGCCGUUUCCUUUGUAGCUAAUGUCACAAUCAGGUCACACUCGAUGAUUUGGGUCCUUACUUUGUAAAUACUUUUGAGCUGAUUGGUCAUAUAGAAAGGAUUCUCUUUAAUGUCAAAUGUAGCCAGCCAGAGUCACUGCCACUGGUCAAGUUAUCAUUGGGUCUGAUUUUUAUGGCUAUUCAGAUUUCUGUGCAUGGACUGAUGUUUUUGUGCCUGAAGUCUUUUCAUGCCAUGGAUACCUAUUAAUCAUUUUUAACAUCAAGUAAUCUGAUAUGUGUAGAACAAAAGUGUAAGACAUGGAAUUCUUGACUGCUGAUGGCUGAUUACACAUGUUUCAGUCUGUGUAUAUCACAUCUGAUGAGGAGAUAGCAUCUUGUGUUUACAAUAUGAUUUUCUCCUCCCCUUGCGUGAACCCCAUUAUUUCUCCGAGACUCAGCAGCCUGAUUCAUCUAAAAAUACCACGCCAGAGAGCACAUUUCUAGAUGGAGAGCAUUCCCCAUUCAUGUGUGAACAUUUCUUUGAAAUAUUAGGCUUGGAUUUCUUUGGAUUUGUCGAUACCUGGUUCAUUUUCAGGCUUGGGUGAUUUAUUAGUGUAAAGUCAUCAACAAAAUAUUGUUACUGACUAUAACUAUUUCCACCUGAUGCGUCUGUUGUGAAUGUGUAAACCUUCAAAUAUUGUGUGCUUGAUACUGACUUCCAUUUAGUUCAGUUAUGGUAUACUCCUAAAAGGUUAAAAGUAGAUGCCUCUGAACAGUGGAAGAGAAAGCAGAUCUACACAACGAUAAGACUAAUGGAUUGAUGUCCAUCCAAAACACUUACGGACUGAUUCUUACGGCAACGAAAAUGGCAUGGAAACACAAACAAAACGCACUUUAGACAUUCCUCUGGAACUUAAAAAAACAACUUCAAGAAAACUACCAUAACUGAGUACUUUCUAGUUUAAGUUGGAUUCUACUUUCAAAAAAGAGAGGGAAUAUCAAAUUUCGAUCAAAAUGAGCUUCAAUAAGGAAAAAUCCUAUGGCGGAACCAACCUCCUAGAUUCACCGUCUGAGGCGAAAAGACGGCGAGUGGUGGGAGAUGAUAUGUCUGUGACGAGUACGUUAAGUAGUCUUGGAGACAGUCGCUCGCACUCCCCUACUUUUUCGGAGACGCUGGACGACAGUUUCCUAAGCACACCUGGAAACUCUCCGGCGACAACAUUGAAACUAAAAGAAAAAUUUCGAGUCAAAUAUGGUAGAACAGAGUUCAUAUCUACCAUUGAACAAUACCUUUUGGAUAAAGAUAUCAUUGAAGCUUGCCAGUCUCCAGAUGACGUAGAGGAUGUAGACGGCAACAAGAAGGUUUCACUGAUGGAGUUCCGCCAACAGUACCGAGAGCUCUCCCAGUGGCUGACCAACGUCCAGAGGGUGGCCCACAAGUCACUGGUGUCCCAGAUGCUCUCGGAGAAGUAUUUAGCACAGAGCAACAAUCUAGACCUCCUUAACAAGUCUCUGACCAGGCGCAAAUCUUUCCUGGACUAUGCGAAACAGCUCCUUCACCGUGAGCCAAACCAUAAACAGGAAAUCGAUGAAAGGGUCAGCUGCCUUAACAAGAUGUGGAGCACACUGGAACAAGAUGUCAGUGGCAAGGCCAUGUGGCAGAACACGGGGACCAUGAUUACAGAUCUUGAAAUGGACUUGAAGACCCUGAGAGCCUGGCUAACAGAGACUGAUCACAAGUUGUUUUCGAUGUCGUCCGAUUUCCUGAAGUCGGAUGAUGAGUUGAAAGAAUGCCUGGAUGAACAUAAGAUACUACAGAAAGACAUAGAGUCAAAAAAUCGUAACAUCAGUGCAGUUCUUCGCUUGAGUGAACUUCUUCACAAUGACCUUGAGGAGUCAAUCAAGCAUGAAGUUUUCCCUCUGCAACAAUUGGCCCUUGAUCUACAGCAGAAGUGGCAUGAGAUUUGGCUUGAAUCUUUAGAAGUUCAAUGCAGGCUGGAAAAUGCCCUGAAAGGAGGCAAAAAGAAUGAAUUAUCACCAAAUACUUAUUUAAGUGGCUGGAUACCUACCCACUUCUCUGAGGAGAAUGACCCAGGACGGCUGAAUCUCUCUUCAGACGACAGUUUCCAGACUCUUCUGCCGCGUCAGGCAGACCUAGUGGAAUCUCCGCCUUAUGAUUGCUUCCUGUCCAGUGACAACAGUGGCAAGGACAGUGCAGUGGUCAGUGAAGUGGAGAUUAAAAUGUCCUCAGAGUGCAGCGACUCUGACCUUGACAUGCUGAGAAGGUCACAUCAGAGGUCAGAGACUCGGGACAUUGGAUACAGCAGUGGCACUUCGAUAUCUCCAUUUGCGGUUGGUCACACCAGUACGGAAUCCGACUGUGAUGAUAUCAAGAAGCUCAUUGAUAAUGUGGAGAAUCUAGUGGGGGAGAAACAGAAAUCUCCACCCAGGCAGAGGAAAUCUGAGAGCCCUCAGAAAAAGAAGGGCCCGAUCAGUUCCUGUGACGCCAGUAGUGAGGACAGUGACGCCUCACUGGAGGAAUUCUCGACAGCCUCAGACGAUGCUGAGGGACUGUACGACAGUGUGUUGGGAGGGUUAGAGUACAACUCGGAUGUAUCUCUGCCCAAUAACCUCCCAAAGUUAUAUAAUACUGCCAAGCUUAGGCAGAAUGGUAAGAAAAAGAAGGAUCGACCAUGGAGUGCGAUCCAAAUCAAAGAGUCAGAUGAUGACUCGGUGACCUUUUCAAGGUCAGACACAGCCGUGGAACAACUCAGGGAUGCUCUGGACAGUCCCACUGGACGAAACACCCUGCCACGAGCUGGAGCCAAGAGAAAGCUGUAUGAGGCUGAGGCAGCUUACAACUCGGAGUCAGGAGGCUCAGGAUCUGAUGAUUAUGCUACUGCCCACAGUGAAUAUCUUGUCUCGGAAGAAGAUGAAAACAUGGCUAGCACAGCCUCAUUCUCAGAACCUACCUGGGAUAAUUACCAUCAGGUAUACACCUCACUGGGUGAGGAGGAGGAGCAGCCUUUGACGUGGAGACCUCUAGAGGAGGACUUUGAAUUUGAUGAGGACAUUCCCCAGUACUCGGCCACUAAUGUCCCUCUGUCCGAAAAGAAGAAAGUAUCCAGACCCAAACUGGUCAGUCAGGGCAGUAGACCAGGGUAUGAUAGUGACUCAGACUUGGAGGACCUUAAUUGUUUCAUUGAGGACUCCAUUGGUCAGCUAAAGAUCGCCGAUCACUAUCUGAAAAAGAAGAGCAAGGAAUUCAUUGGAACAGGAGUGGAGAUCAACACAAAUAAAUACAAUGAAAUCAUCGCCACCUGUGAAACAAAUAUUGCCUGUCUGAAGAAUGUUCUACAGCAUCUCAAUGAGGAUUUCACAGAGGAAGAGAUUGACAAAAUGAAAGAUAUCCUGACACAGUGGGAGAGGCUGCAUGCCUUUGCCAAGGAACGGCAGUCCGAGUCCAGCGAGUUGUCAAUGAUGAACAAGUGCCUGGAGGAAAUGGAGGCUGAGCUCUCCAGCUGUGACGAGGGAAUCAAGGCAUUUAAAAGCCUGCGAGAUGUUGAACAUAGCCUUAUCAGCACAAAGCAAAAGUUGGAGGGUCUACCCUAUAUUGAGCACAAAAUCACAGGGCUACACAAAAUGUGCAGUGGAUUCCAGCUGGAUCAUCCAGCUAUUAAUUUACUGUCAUUUAGUCAGAAGGUCAACAAGGCUGGCAGUCAGCUCACCAGAACCAAGGAUAUACUGACAAAGCAGUUGUCAGAGUUGGAAACAGUGUUCCAGAUCUGGAGCGACUACAGUGAGAAGAGGAACACUCUUGAGGAGCUUCUGUCCUCAGAGUUUGACAUGGAUCUGAUGAUGGCAAACAUGCAGAGGGAGGACGCCACACAAUACCUCAAUUCUGUGAAUGAAAAUCUUCAGAAAUAUGAGGAAACGUGUGGUCAACUGCAGAUACUGCGUGGGCGAUUGAUGCAGUUUGCGGAUGAGCAUACGAAGGUGGAUAUAACCAAUGAGACGGCUGAUAUCCAGGACCGGAUGCUGGAGGCCCAGCGGCAGUACAGGACCUUGUUAUGGUCAAUCAAUCAGGGAUCAAUAGCUACACCAGAAAAGAUGAAAACUCAGCAGAGUGACCUAGCGUCCAAUUCCACAGCAGCAGCUACAGGUCAGAACAGAACACCGUCCAGGUCUUGGUACCGCUCAGGAUACGUAAAGGCAGCGGGGGCAUUCGUUAUGUUCGGUAUUGCCUAUCUCGUGGACCCUGAUGCUAUCAAACGCUUGGGUGAUCUCACAGUUACACUUGCACCAGAACUACGAUAUGUCAAUGGUCCACCUCCUAUUUAAUUUUGUAAAAAAAAAAUGACUUUUGUAAAUGUUUAGGGUACUUGUAAAUAUGAAAAUGGUUAGGAAUGAUAAAAAAAAUAUGAAACCAAAAAAAUCUAAAAGGAAAACUAUUUUAUGAUUAGCACAUUUUAUUAAAUAUAUAUUGUUAAGGUUUUUUUUUUUUAGAAAAAAAAUAGUCUGUAACAAUACAGAUGAGUUUGUACAUAAUUUAAUCAGAAUUUCAUGUACCGGUAAUUGAUACAUAUCACAAUUGUACUUAAAAACAUUACAACAGUGUAUUACACUAAAUGGACAGCAACUUAAACUAAUUUAAAUAGUAAUUAUUUUAACAUACGAUUUUUCCACCUGUUACUUUUGAAUUGCAUUUCCUAAAAAUCAAUAAUUUGUAUUAUAAAGAUCUGAAUUUCUAAUAACAUAGGUUCUUAGACUCUAGUGCGAAGUGACUUUCAAAUUGAUAUUAAACACAAUCAGUUUAACACUGGCAGCUAUUCCACAACAGAGCCCCAAGGCUGGGGGCGUGCCCUGUAUGCUAUUUAUAUUUUGUCUCAUCAGGUUGUAGAUGUCUCUGUGCUAUUUGUACAUAGCUUAUUUAUUUUGUUCUGGUAUUUUUGUAUGACAAGGUCAUAUAUAUAUAUAUAUAUUUUGUGAGACCAAAUUUUAGUUGCUCUGUGCCCCUGAUCUCAGAGGGACAAGUUCGAUCACAGCUGGUCUUGCAUUGACAUUGUAAGUUGAUGCACAAAUCAGGGUGUACAAUUUAUGAAGAUGAGUAGCAUACUUGAAUCAAACUACUUUUAUUACAUAUGAAUAAUCAUUUCCCAGAAGUGAUUAUAUUAGGAGUUUGAAAUGUAUGCUGAUAUGGCGAAAACGUGAUGCUAUUCUUUAAUGCUAUGUCAUGUAAUGUUCCAUUAGAAGGGUUUGUUAUCUUUCUCUCACAGAGAAUUGAGAUAUAAGCCAGUGGAGAAAAAUCAAAUUCAGAAAUGAUACCAAGUCAGAAACAUGUUUAGAAAAAGUAUCAGAAUAUGAAGAAGAGAAAAUAAUUUGUGUUUUUGGAAGCUACCGAAAUUUUUACCAAUUCAGAAUAAGAAAUUACAAGCAAAUACAAUGUUAAUACAAAUGAGAAUAAGACAUUGCUAUAGUGACACCGGGGCAUUCAGACUAGAAAGGAGUAUUGUGCUUGAUUAAAGAACAAAUUCUUAUAGAAAUGGACCCCAGUAGAACUGACACCAUCCAGGAAGGCAAAAAGUCAAGGGGUUCAAUUGUACAUAUACAUUGACGGACAUAUCUCGGUGCAGGUGUAAUUGUUUCAGAUUGAUCAGUUCUCGUUGCGUGUCCAAAUGGUGCUUAGUUUCUUAAGGUUUCUUCUUUAAUGGUUUUUCAUUCAAUCUGAAGCAAUUACCAAAGGUUUAUAUUUAUGCACACUUGUAUUCAUUCACUUAUUCAAGUGCUUUGUAUGUAUAUAUACAUCCUCAUCAUGUUUUCUGUAUGUUUCUGAUUUUCCAUUUUUCAUCCACAACAGUGUUGUGAUAUUUUUUUUUUGACUCUUGUUAAGUUUUUGUGGUUUUGUUUUUGAUUUCAAAAUGUGCAAUUUUAUUAAUUUGUUUUUAGAGUCUAAUUUGCUAACCCUAUUAUGGGAUAUUUUAUACACACUGAGAUUAUAUAGAUUUAUUACAAUUUUUAAGAGAGAUUGCAAAUUAUUUUUGAUCAUGACCUUUGAUUUAGGAAAUAAGAUUGUGCAAACAGUAUCAACUAUCACCUGCCAAAACGUGCCAUCAGUUUCCUUAACUGCCUGGACACAAGAUUCUUUUCUGGUGUUUUAUGUUUGCUUAUAAAAUGAAACUUUUUCAUUAAGUGCUAUUGAAUGUGUCAUUCUUUGUAUGUAAUACAUGUAUAUCAAAAUCAUCAAGUUUCUUUAAUGCUCAAGUUCAAAAAUUGUGUACUCCAUCAGUUUGUGAAAUCUUUUAUUUGAGCAGUUUUACAGUUUGUUACAUUUUAAUAACAAACUUGUCAAGAAUGUCUGAUAAUUGCCUUAUAUUGCCUAUAGGUGACAUUUUCCUCACAUUUUUAAUCCAAAAAUCAUUUAUAGAAUAUACCUCAGUCAUUCGAAAAUGACAAUUCAUGGAUGUGUUCUUUGUAAUAGACAGGCGUCUAUUGGAAGAUGAAUCUUAUGAUUUUUUUUACCGCAUAUACACUGGGUUUGAUCCAAUUUCAGCCACAUGUCAGAGCAUUAAAGCUACUUCUUUGUAUAUAUACUAUGUUUUCAUUUUCCAUGUAAUUAGUCUACACGGUUUACUUCAGAUGUGUACUCUAAAACGACGUAGUGUGUUUGAUACCAGGUUCAUUCAUAUCGAUUUCAUUUCAAAUUUGUUUGAAUUUUCAGAGUACUAAUAUUAGGAAAAUCUUUAUUAAUUAAAAAGUAAAUUUAAAGUUUGUAUUUUUCAGGAAAAAAAAUAAUAAUGCUUUAAAAAACCAUUUCUAAAAAUGUGUACGAAUAAAUGAACACUAAAAAAUUAAAGGUUGUGGCAUUAUGUUUAUUAUAUAUAUGGAUAGAAAUAAAUAAUGAUAAACCCAAA
Molecule: messenger RNA, 8101 nt
Organism: Magallana angulata
Lineage: Eukaryota; Metazoa; Mollusca; Bivalvia; Ostreida; Ostreidae
Exons: 16
Coding region: 2205-5531 (1108 amino acids)
Cellular component (GO): membrane
Source: RefSeq, a predicted model, not a curated record